AUGCUAAUUAAAUUCUUUGGCGUUAAUAUUCCUGUUUGGAUGGAUACAUAUGGUGGUAUUACGGAGCAGCUUUAUGAAAAUAUGGCGGAAGGAGUUGAAAACGCUUGUGUUGUUUGUUGUUUUUUAACUCCAGAAUAUCAAGAGUCAGAAAACUGUAAAAAGGAAUUAAAAUAUGCAGCUGAUAAAGGUGUUCCGCUUCUUCCAUGUUUUUUAACACGAAAUUGGAAACCAACAAAUUGGUUAGGCAUAUUAAUUGCUGGGCGUGUAUGGAAAGAUCUUCGAGACCAUGAUGAAUCCAAUAUUGAUUUGAAAAUCUUGAAAUUGAUUAAACGUCUACGCAAAAUUCUUGGUGAUAGAUUGGAAGCAGCUGUUCCCGCAGCAAUACCAGCUGAAAGUAGUGAAACAUAUGCACCAGUCAAAGUUCCUGCACCUCCAACACCAAGAGGUCAGCAAAAUAAGCCUGCUAUUGUCACUGAUCUGAUCGACAAAACAGCGAAAACUGGUGACUUAUUGGAAUUAUUUAUUGUUUGCGAUGGAAAGUCAACUCCAGAAUGUAAAUGGACUUUUAAUGAUCAAUUAGUGGAUUUAAUUGAUGGUGAAAUAGAAUCAGUAGUAGAUGAUGAUGGUAAAACAUAUCGAUUGUCAAUAUAUGAUUGUUUGCUCAAGCAUGCUGGGCUUUAUCAAGCUAUACUACAAAAUAUUAAUGGAGAUAUAUUGAAAUCAAAACAAGUCUAUUGUAAUGUUGGACAACAACCAAAAUUUAUUGAUACAGAAUCGGAUGCAACAGUUUUAGCAAUGCAAGAUCAAGACUAUACAUUAGAUUUGUUAAUUAAAGGCACUCCAGAACCGAAAAUAAUCUGGACACGCAUGAAAGAUGGUAAAAUUUUACCGGAUGAAAAAGAUACCACGGUAUCAUAUGACAAAUUGAAAAAUCAAACAACAUUAAUGAUAAAAAAAUGUCAAAAAUCCAUUCACGAGAGUGAAUAUACGUGCUAUUUGGAAAAUGCAUUUGAAGAAAAUGCAUAUUAUUCAAUUAAACAAGAUAAAACAACAUUCAAAUUAAUAUUUCAUAACUUACAAACAAAUCAAACUGGAACAUACGCAAUUAAAGUAAAAAACGAUGUUGGUGAAGCAGAAUCAAAAAUGAGACUUAAAGUGAACGGACAAAUAUAUCAAUUACAUUCGAAUUCAAAUGAUACGAUUGAAAGUAUUAAAUCACAAAUACCAAAGAAAAACGGGAUGUCAUCAGAUGGUUUAAUAUUUGGUACUCAAAAACUUCAAGAUAUAAGAACAUUAUCGUUUUAUACUCCUCAACUGUAUGUGAAAUCAUUGACCGGACAAACAUAUUUAUUGCAAGUAUUAUCUACGGAUACAAUAGCAAGCAUAAAGGCCAAAUUAGAGAAAAUAAAUGGUAUACCAGUUGAUAGUCUACAUCAUGACGGAAAACAAUUAAGUGAUGACUGCACCUUAUCUUAUUAUAAUAUUAAAACAGAAAUGGAAUUGAAUGUUGCCCCAAGAUUAGGCCGUUCUACACCACGACAUACGACAGCAACUGUUAAUUUAGAAGAAGUACAACCACAAAACGAAACUGAAGAAGUGCAUACACAGAAAACAGAAAAUCCCGCGAAAAGCGACCACCCUGCAACACCCAAAAAAUCAAAUUAUUUAUCGGAAAAACGAACGGCUACAUCAAUCGUACAAAUUAACAUUAAUGAAUUAUUGAAACCAAAAUAUACUGCAAGUCGUCAAUCUAUAAAAGCUAUUGAAAAUAAACUAACAAAUAUUGAUUUAACUAUUGGUCUUUAUGUUGAUGAAAUAUUGGCAUUGUAUGAACUCUUGCCUAGUUUAUUCAAUAAUGUUGAUAAUUUAUUUGAUAAUAUUGCGGAAAAAAUGACACAACUAAUGUAUAAAGGUUAUCCAUUUCAUAUUCUUCGAGGUCGACCAUUAAGAUGUCAAAGUAAACUUUUACAACGAUGUUUGAAUUAUGUGCUACAGUCAAGAACUCCACCUUAUGUACUAACGGUGAUUGGUGAACAGAGUUCAGCAAAAAGUUCACUGCUCAAUGCCAUUUUUGGAUGUAAUUUUCGUACAAGUUCCGGUCGAUGUACGAUUGGUAUUUAUUUAAGUGUUGUCCAAUGGAAAUCGCAUACAAUUGUUAUCCUUGAUACAGAAGGGUUGUUAUCACUUGAAGAAUCUGGUUCAAUAUUUGAUAAUCAAAUGGUUUCAAUGGCUAUGAUUACAUCUCAUCUUGUUCUUAUCAAUCACAAGGGUGAAUUUAGUACAAAUUUGGAACAUUUGAUUGGUAUGAGUUUUUAUGCAAAACUACAAAUUCGUCCACCAUUAAAACCAAAACUUCUAUUUGUUCUCCGAGAUCAAGCCGAUUGUCAGGCAACAAAUAUAUUUUAUAAUCAAUUAGCUAAAUUAAAAGAAAAUCUUUAUAAAGAUACAAAAUUUUUGAAAGCUACUAUUGACGAAGAAUUGGAAAUAGAAGAAAAUAAUGUUGUCUUAUUGCCAAAUGCAUUUUCAUCUGAUAUGGAUCCUGUUCUUAAUAUGAAAUUUAGUUGGCGAAAUCAAACGUUUCCAACUGAAAUUAUUGGUUUGCGUGACGUCAUUUUUAGAGGUCUUCAUGAAACUAGUAAGAAAACAGAACCAGCUUACAGUGAUAUGGCGCAACUUUAUAGCAAAAUUUACAGCAAUUGGAAUUCAAUUGAUAAAUUAGGCCCACGUUUACUAGCAUGUAAAACAUUAUCUGAAUUAUCAAUUCAAAAUGAAUUACGAGAUAUUGCCCAUGAGAUUGUACAAGGAAAAAAUGAUGCUUUGUUAAGAGAAGGACAACAACAAAUUAAUAUCGUUCUAACAGAGAUAACAGCAGGAAAACAAGUUGUAUCGAACGAAAAUCUUUCACGUAUUAGUGAAGGCUUUCAAGUAACAUUAAAUGGAAUAUAUCAACGAUUCUUCAAUGAUGCUAUACAUGAAUUUAAACAAAAAAGUGAAAGAAGUUGUUAUUUACCAGAAGCAAAAGAAAAAGCAAUCAAACUCAUGGGACCUCCAAUAAAAAGCACAAAAUAUAUGGUAAGAGCAGACUUUGAUGACAGACUACAUUCGGUAGUACAAAAUAUUCGUUUUCAAGAUACACAUAGAAAAUUAAUGCAUGAUGCACAGUGUAAUUUCGAAGAGAAUAAACAUAUGGGAAUAGAAGAGAUGCAACGACGUGUUGAGCAAGACUAUGAAACUGCAGUUGCACAUUGUAAAAAUAGUUUAGAGUCAUUACGCAAGUCACCUGAAGAUAUUACACAAAAUGUACUGAGAAUUUACAGAAAUUUACUUGAUAGAAAAGCAGCAAAUGCAACAAAAGGCAGCAUUUACAAUCGUGUGGAACCACUACAAUAUGAGAAAUACUUAAAUGAAUGUACAAAACUUGGUCCUAUUUGGAAUCAAAUGAAAAAUGCUCCAGCUCGUCCAUAUUCUGGUACACAAAUUCGUGUCUCAUCGAGGCGAAACAGUAUCACAACAUUGUCAAAAAAAAUGAUAUCAGAUGAAGUAUUGGAUAUAAUAAAGAAAAAAUGUAGAUGGUUUACAAAUAUGAGAUCUGACUCAAAAGUUAAAAAUAUCCUUGGAAUGAUAUGUCAAGAUGUAUUACCAGAAUUAAAUAAACAAAUAUUGAAAUUAGUACAUGAUAAUAAAUAUUCUGAUCCACAAACAUUAAUAGCUGUUUUAGCUAAUACAGAAAAUAUGAUAAAUAAGGAACCGAUUAUGAACUAUGAUAAAUAUUUAGAUAUUCUAGCUAUUGCAAAUGAUUUUGCAGUUAUAUCAUUAAGAAUUGUAAUUGAUGAAGCUAUACGUAUUGAAAACGAAAAUUAUAGAACUGAAUUAGAUAAAGCGUUAACAGAAGCACGUAAAGCUAAAGAUGAUGUUGCCAAACAAUUUGCUGCUAUGGAAGAUUCAUUUGAACAAGGAAAAUUAUUAGCAACUAAUGUUGGUGAACAAAUUUUUAAAGAACUUGAUCAUAUACUGUUAGACAAAGUAUUAAGUGAUAUUAAACAAGAUAUUGUUAAAAGUCAUUUUAUUAAUCAUGAUGUAAUACAGAAACAAGCCUAUGAACAAAGUUUUAAACAAGCUAAUGGUGAAAAUAUUUUAAAAUAUGUGCUCGAUAUUAAUCGUUAUUUCUUAGAAUUGAGUUUGAAAGAAAUUAAAACAACACUCAAUGCCGUUACACAUUCUCAUACACUCGAUCUUGAAGAACUUAUUAUUCAAGUACUUAAUGCAGCAAAUAAUAUUGUAAAAUCAAGUCAAUGUAAAGAUGUACAAUUUGUGAAUAAUGAUAUUACAAAAGGUAUUGCAAAUAUUCCGCAGUUAGUAGCUGUUCAACAGGAAAAUCGUUUUCAACUAACAGAUGUCGUACCGUUACCUAUUUCUGAAUCUACUCUAUUUAAAUCUGGAUUGAAGGCUAAAGCAUUUGCUGGUUGUAAACCGCAUUUAACUGGACGUUUAGGUUGCCAAUCUCGAUGUCCUGGAUGUGGUGCUAAGUGUAGCAAACAGAUGCCACAUGAAAGAGAAUGGGUAGAACAAAUGCCAGAUGCAUGCAACUGUCCUGCUGAAAGCGGCUGUAAUUGCCCCAAACCACCGCCGAUCCAAGUAGAAGCUCAUGCCAGCACACAUCAUAUUGCUCGUAUGUUCUUUGGAAUGAGAUUUCAUCUAACAAAUACUCCCGUAACAAGAUUGUGUUAUCAUAAAUGGAAAACAGCCAGUAUGCACAUCGGCGACGAUAUAUGUAUAAAUCCAAUUCAACGUUAUUACAAUCAAAAGCAUCCAGCAUGGUAUAAUGAUCUAAACAGUCAUGCAUCACUUGACAAAACUGACUGUGACGAUCUGGCCCCACCUGAACAACGACGAGCAUGGAUGGUAGUUAGACAUGUUCUUAUUAAUCACUAUAGCGAAAUUGGUAUGGUAGAUACAAUAUAUGACAAAUAUUCUUAUCCACUGGAUGUACCAGCAUUACCAGCUGACUUUGAACCUAGAUGGAAAGAUGAUGGUAUCGAUUGA
Didymodactylos carnosus is the source of this 5043-nucleotide messenger RNA. Lineage: Eukaryota; Metazoa; Rotifera; Eurotatoria; Philodinida; Philodinidae. The record is from the annotation of a GenBank genome assembly.